CGUUUCUGGGUUAUGUUUUGAUUCGUUUUUGGAGAAGCUGCAAUUACAUAAUAACUGACACAUCGCCAGAUUUCAAAUAUCAGUCUGUCACAAUCGACAAAUGUCAAACUUGACGUGCUUUUAAAUUUUGUUGUUUUCUGUUAAACGUUUGUAUAGUGAAAAUAUUUUUAAAAUGGAAAACAAAGAAAACGUAAUCGAAAUAACUAAAACCUUGAAGCAACUUCCAAAUAUACAUUAUCCUUCAGGUGUCAUUUAUCAAAGAAUAGAAAGACUGAAAGCCCACAAUUGCCUUAAAACCAGUGAAUUAGAAGCAAUAUAUCAUCUAGUCGAAUCUCAUGUACCAAGUUUACGCCUGCAAACGGUCUUACGUUACGAAAAACUUUUAACUUCAGUCACAGAUAAUGUAAAAUUGUCUUUGGACAAAAAUCAUGUCGCUUCAAGUUGCACGAAUACUACAAUGAGUGAGAACAUCAAUAAUUUACUUAACAAGAUUGAAGAAAUGCCUAUGGAAUGGACUUUAGUUCAACUCACACCACAUUUUACUCCUAAAGCAAACGUAGAAAUGGCCACAAAUAAGCAUUAUACAACGUCUUUAUACAUUUCUGUAUUCAUUUGUGGUUUAAACCAACCUAAACCUUUUUGUGUCAGUAUUGAAGCACCUAAAGAUAGUGUCACGGGGGCUCCUGUUGAGUUAGCCAAAGAGAUACACUCCAUAUUUUUUGAUAACAAACAACUUUUAUUGAAUUCAUCGAAACAAAGACAUUUUCAAAAUGUUUCACAAAAACAGCAGUAUUAUUUUCAAAGGAAAUCAAUUGAUGACAGACUAAAAAUGCUAGUCAAAGAUUUAAGUGACUUGUAUUUAAAAGAAUGGAAAUGUCUAUUUAUGGGAAAAUACAUCAAUGGUGAUUUAGAAAAUAAAAUACAAGAACGAAUUCAAGAUUUUUUCAAAACAGAAUUACCAUCGUUUAAUUUAGAUGAAAAAACUAAAAUUAUUAUGCACUAUUUAGUAAAAAGUUGCAACUAUUUAAAAAUCACCGAAUUAAGGCGCGCUGUACAAUCCAUGUUUUCCGAGAAAAAUGUACAAAAAAGUGUUGCUCAAUUCAUUAGGAAUUUAUCAGAGGAAUUGAAUCUUUUUCAUGAAAAAAGGCAUCCUUUAAUUUUAAUUAUUGAUGAUAGUCUAGACAUCUACCCUUGGGAAAUGAUGGAAAUUUUAUCUGAAACCUCAGUUUCACGACUACCAUCUCUAUAUUUGGCUUAUGCUUUAUAUAAAGAGCACAAAGACACUAUAAAGGAUGGUUUUAAAAUCGUAAAAAAACCGCAAAGUGGCACAUAUCUCAUAAACCCGGAUUUAGAUUUGGUUAAUAUGCAAAAUCGUAUUGAAAGUUUUUGUAAUUAUUGGUUGCCCACAUGGGAGGGGAUUAUCGGUGCAAGGCCGACUAAUGAGCAAUUUGAAAAACUGCUUUUAUCAGGAGAAAUUUUCUCUUAUAACGGUCACGGGAACGGUUCGCAUUUUUUCUCUACAAUUAAUGUUGAAAAAAUUCGAAUAAAUGCUGUUGUUUUAUUAUUUGGUUGUGGCAGUACACGCUUGACUAGAAUAGGGCCCCAAACUGAAAUGUCCACGGCGUCUCAUGUGUAUUUAAUUGCUUGCAGUCCUUGUACUGUGGGAAUGUUGUGGGAAGUGACAGAUUUGGAUACUGAUAUUUUAGCAACUGAAUUUUUGAGUUAUUGGUUACCCAAUAAAAAAGUGCAUUGGAAGCAUCUUGAUAAGACAAAAUGGAAGAAGGGGGAAAAAGUGAAUUUUUCAGUUGAGCAGUGUGAUUCACCCAGUUAUGACUCUCAUGAGCCAGAAUUGUUAAAGGCCUUGAGUGCUGCAAAGAAAUCGCCACAAUUAAAUUUUUAUACAACCCGAGCAGGGUGUGUGGCAAGGGGAAUCCCAGUUAAAAUAAUUACAAAAUAAUUUUUUUAAUGUUUUAAUUUUUAAAGUGUAACUAACAACAACAAUUGCUCAACCUCAUUUAUUUUUGCCUAGUUCAGAUUUUAUUCGUUUCAAAAGUGAGGGCAUGUAUGCAAUUUGUUUAUCAACACAGUUUUUGGCACACGUUUCAAAUAAAGCUGUAUAUUUACUAACCUAAAAAACAAAAUAUAUUUUUGCAAUUUUA
This is a messenger RNA of Tribolium madens (black flour beetle), 2159 nucleotides long. RefSeq names its product separin (gene Sse). The coding region runs from base 173 to 1957 and encodes 594 amino acids. Gene Ontology annotation, biological process: proteolysis; meiotic chromosome separation. Gene Ontology annotation, cellular component: centrosome; cytoplasm; mitotic spindle. Gene Ontology annotation, molecular function: cysteine-type endopeptidase activity. Lineage: Eukaryota; Metazoa; Arthropoda; Insecta; Coleoptera; Tenebrionidae. The record is from RefSeq and is a predicted model, not a curated record. The transcript has 10 exons.